Molecule: messenger RNA, 393 nt
Organism: Arctia plantaginis
Lineage: Eukaryota; Metazoa; Arthropoda; Insecta; Lepidoptera; Erebidae
Source: the annotation of a GenBank genome assembly
AUGGUGGUGGCACCUCCAACAGAACAGCCGGAUGAGGAACCUAAAAGAAAACGAAUACCUAUAUUCCCAGGGUUUCCCGAAUUGGAAAGAUCUGACGUCAGCAUAUAUCCACCUUAUCCAAAAUUAGGUUUAGCUUAUGUAGUAGUAUGUCGCCAUCGUUACCACUGGGCCAAAGUAGCGCAACGGAAACAGUUCAUGAGAGAGCUUCACAGUUUUGAGAAAAUACAGUCGAACGCUCUUGACGGUGUUAGAGUCCACAGGGAGUUUUCACAAGGUAUACUGUCACAUACUAUACCGCCACGACGAUAUAUCCAGAAAAUGACACCAGAUCCCCUUUCUUCUAAGCAAAGAAUGCGAGUUGAAGCAAUUAUUAGUGGCAGAGCUACUUUUUAA